AUGUCACCCAGCUGGUCCCCACACCCGGCCCAGCCAGGGGCUCUGACAACCUCGGGUGCCACCAGAUGCAGACCAGAGUCCGAGGCUCUUGCAGGGAGAAGGAUUUAUUGCUUCUGUACUUCUGCCACCUGCAGGACAGAGGAAAACCUGGGCGGUCCCUCUCAGCCCACAGCUCCCUGGACCAUUUUCCAUUUCCCUGCACAGCUGGGUGCUCCUAACUUCCAUAUUCUCUGGUUUUCCGUGCCAGUUCCCAGCCCUGAGAGCAUGGCUUGGAAGGAAGGCGGCACAAGCCCACCCUCGUGUUUCAUCCAGCGCCUGGACCACCUUGUGCUGACUGUGAAGAGCAUCGAGGACACUGUGGCCUUUUAUUCCAAAGUCCUGGGCAUGGAGGUGGUGACUUUCAAGGGCAACCGCAAAGCUUUGCGCUUUGGCCAGCAGAAGUUCAACCUGCACCAGGCUGGGCAGGAGUUCGAGCCCAAGGCUCGGCGCCCCGUGCCCGGCUCUGCGGAUUUCUGCCUGAUCACAGCAGAGCCCCUGGAGCGGCUGCUGGAGCAUCUGCAGGCCUGUGGGGUGGCCAUUGAAGAAGGUCCCGUGGCCAGAACUGGUGCUGUGGGUCCAAUAACCUCCAUCUACUUCCGAGACCCCGACGAGAACCUGGUUGAGGUUUCCAGGUACUCCACGGAUGUGGCUGCAGGCACUGAGGGGCAGCCCUGA
This is a messenger RNA of Melozone crissalis (California towhee), 714 nucleotides long. RefSeq names its product glyoxalase domain containing 5 (gene GLOD5). The record is from RefSeq and is a predicted model, not a curated record. NCBI's taxonomy places the organism in Eukaryota, Metazoa, Chordata, Aves, Passeriformes, Passerellidae. Bases 1 to 714 code for a protein of 237 amino acids. The transcript has 3 exons.